CACACUUCCUGUCUAAUCAUAAAGGUGUAGCUGGACUUUGCUCUAGGGUUUGUGCUAAACAGGAACAUUUGACAAAUUUGUGGAUGUUUUCUCCUGGCAUGCAUGUAGAAAUAAUGAUUUACAAAGAUUAAUCUUGGAACUAUACAGACUUUCUCAGUCAGCCAAAAAUAUUAAAACAUUAUUAUUUUUGUAAUAGGUGUGUGACAUCAUAAAGAAAGAAUGUUCAACAACCCAGCCUCAAGAGGUUUCUCAUCAGAGGCAUCUUCUCAGAUGUCCGAUAUGUCUCGGCCCAGUGCAAAAUCCAUCUACAUGCAAAGGAAGGAAUAUUUGGGGAACAUAAGCAGACAAGCAGAUGCUUUUCAGUACAGAGUAGAGCACUUGUUUACAUGUGAAUUAAAUGGACGGGAUGUAAGAAGCACUGAGGACUGCGUGACCAAGCUGAAGAGCCUGGAGAGCCGAGGGAAAGUCUGGGGUCAGGAUAUGAUCCUCCAGGUGCAGGGCAGCCACUUACAGCUGUGUGAUGUGGAAACGAAGGAGCUGCUGGACUCACUUCCUCUUGGCAGUAUCCUUCAGACGAAAGCAAUCUUGGACAGCUGCGCUUAUGACUCCCUCUUGAUAGUCACAGCUCAAGACAAUAGCCAGAGGGUUACAAAUGUUUUCGUGUUCCAGUGUGAGGAAACCGGGGCAGAGGAAUUGAAAGCUGAUUUAGAAAGUGUGAUCCAGAACAGGGAUGAAAGGCCAGGAUUUUCUCCGAGUGAGCCACCGUUUGACAUCAGGAGUAAUCUGGAGAACAUAAUAGGUCAAGGUUAUUCUGGGGGUUUCCGCAAACCUGGACUCUCUCCAAUGCACUUCACACCUCCUCCACCUGAGUAUCCUCCUCCUCACUCCAACUUCUAUCAAGACUAUGAUGAUCACCAGCCUCCGAUGUUUUCAUCCAGAGAGGAGAACCGUUACAGUCCAGACAUGCGGGAACGACAAAACCACAUUGAUCAGCAGCCUCCUCUAUCCAAAUUAGACAUUGAAAAUAAUGUGGAAAUCUUGAAUCAUGCUUUGGCUGACAUCGAGAUAUUUAUUGUCAAAGUCCAAGCAGCUUUAUCACAAGAGAAUGGAAAGAAGAAAAAACUAAACAAAAAGAAAAACCAAGGUGAAUACCUUCCCUCUGUAGAAGAAUUUGUGGCCUGUCUCCAAAAAAUGAAAUAUAGUUUUAAUCUCAUUGGGAAACUUAAAGGGCACUUAGCUAAUCCAGGUGCUCCUGAGUUCAUUCACAGUCUCCUCUCCUCCAUUGCUUUUCUGAGGAUGCAGUAUCCUCCUAAUGUGGCUCCUUCAGUUGUGUUCCCCCUUCUCACUGAACAAGCUCUGCAGCUCCUCACCCAGGAAGUGACUCGAGAGGAGGAUCAGCUCUGGAACAGUUUAGGAGAUGCCUGGAAUAUUCCCAGAUCAAAAUGGCCGAAUGCAGAACAGAUACCACCAUAUGUUCCUCAGUUUUAUGAUGGCUGGCAGCCACCUGCACCAGCCCCUGCCCAAUUAGGACCCAUGAACCAACCUUUGUCACGGAGCAACAGUCAGAGAUUUCCAGCAGAGAAUGGCAUACAGCAACGACCCGGACAGGAUAACAGGCCUUUUGGCGCUCCUCCUGAACGCUCAGGAGAACCUCCGCUUUCCAUGAGAGUGAUGUACAACUUUACAGCCCGAAACCGCCAGGAGCUAAGUGUAAUGAAAGGUGAUGUGGUGCAGGUGGUACACAAAUCCAGGCAGUGGUGGGUAGUGCGAAACAAUCGUGGUGAAGAGGGUAGUGUGCCUCCAAAUGUUCUAGAGCCUAUUAAUGCAGGAGAGCCACCAAGAAUGAAUCGGCCCCCAAAUCUCGACAUGAAGUCCAGCCCAGAAGAUGUCCGAGCCUGGCUACAGUACAAGGGCUUUUCCAACACGACAAUACGGAACCUGGGUAUGAUGAAUGGAGCAUUGCUUUUGGGGAUGAGGCGUGAGGAUAUACGAGCCGUGUGUCCUGAAGAAGGAGGUCGGGUUUUCUUUCAACUGCAGGCCGUUAAAUCAUCUGUGGCACUUGCAAGUGAAGCAGAAUAUAAUCACUACAAUGGCCGCUAAACAAGCUCUGGUGAAAGAGGGAUGCCGGCUGACGGAUUCGUUCACAAGAUCUAUGCAGUGAUUACCUGCUGGCAUUAACAUAUUAUGUUGGUUCAUAAAAACAAUUGAAUGAUCUAAACAUAAAUAUCAACUGAAGUUAUACUCCCAAUACAAUUUGAAAUGUAAGAACGUUUCAUAUGAUGCUUUUUUGAUCCUCUAUUUAACCUACAGUAUUUAUCAUCUAACAUUUGUGUCAGAAGAACGAGUCUAAAUUUUAAUGUUAAUAUUAAUGAUAUUAAUAUUAACAAUACGUUAAUAGUGAAAGUGUAUACACAAUGAUUAAAACAUAUUAACCAACUGUCAUAUUUAGUCAAAUAUUUAUAGACUCUAUGAUCAAGUUUAAUCUAGCUAUUAUAAUUAGAUGCAUUUAUCAUUAUUUUAAUUCUCCAUAUUACUUGUGACUCUUGUAUAUACUGUGCUCCUUUACAUUAUAAACUGGAAUAUUCUUGCAAGAAAGGAUGUCCGGUAUAGUUAAAAUAUGAUCAUUGCUAUCUAAAAUGGUUUUGCAAUUUCUGAUAAACCAAAAUUCUGAAUUUUACCUAUUCAAAUAAAAGUGGAUUUUCAUUAAACACAAUUGUUGCAUGAGUAAAC
Messenger RNA from Clarias gariepinus (North African catfish), 2730 nucleotides. It is a transcript of the gene eps8l3b, whose product is annotated as EPS8-like 3b. The record is from RefSeq and is a predicted model, not a curated record. Lineage: Eukaryota; Metazoa; Chordata; Actinopteri; Siluriformes; Clariidae. Gene Ontology annotation, cellular component: vesicle; ruffle membrane; plasma membrane. The transcript has 20 exons. Gene Ontology annotation, molecular function: actin binding. Bases 220 to 2100 code for a protein of 626 amino acids. Gene Ontology annotation, biological process: regulation of Rho protein signal transduction; positive regulation of ruffle assembly; Rho protein signal transduction.